This is a messenger RNA of Trypanosoma theileri, 1254 nucleotides long. RefSeq lists its product as uncharacterized. Lineage: Eukaryota; Euglenozoa; Kinetoplastea; Trypanosomatida; Trypanosomatidae. Bases 1 to 1254 code for a protein of 417 amino acids. The transcript has a single exon. The record is from RefSeq and is a predicted model, not a curated record.
AUGUCUACCGGUAAGGCAGCUGCAGCUGGUGUUGGUAGAGUGGGACGCACUAUCAAACAAAAAGUACAAUCAAACCGCGAUGCUCCACACGCCACACGCUUUUUUAAUACAUUAUGGACUUAUCGCACUGGGCAACUCACAACCAGUAACAUUCGACGCCUCAGGGAGACGGGUAUUCCACUGGAGUAUGCAUCUAGCGGCGGCAGUAGUAGUAGUAGUGGUGGUACUAGUGGGAGUGAGAAUGAGAGCACUCCUGUAAAAAGUGAUCUGCAACCCCAUGCACUGCACAAAUUCACUGGGGAUGACAAUUGGUCUCUUGUAGUUGCUGUCCCAAAGAAUUCAGAUCAUUUCCGCAAUGUUGUAGAAUGUUCCCGUGGAAGUCUCAUGGUGGGACACACCGACCCACAGUUAUUUCAUUGGUUUAAGCAACUCGGUACACUUCCACCGCGGUCUAUUGUCUCUGGGUCACUAGAACUACUCACUGGAGACUUGGAGCAGGAGGCGUGGGAGCAGACAUUCUCACGACACCCAGUAAUUCACAACAUAGCGCAAGAGAUGUGGACACGCAAGGAGAGUAAAACGGAGGAAGAAUGCGUCACCAUUGAACGGCGUGAACGAGAGGAAGAUGAGAAACGUAUGCGACGUAUGAGUAGCAGCGAUUGGCGUGCAAAAUUUAAAGAACGUGAACGAAAUCCUACAGCAGAAGAAGAUGAAGAACGUCCUAUUUACGUUAUUAAACCAGAAACCUUUGCAUUACUACGACUACGACCAGAAGUUAAACUCUGGAUGAAUUUUGUAUCACAGACACAGCGGGUGUGGGAGCCUUUGAUUCCAGAUCCUGACCCUCUCUGUCGUUGCAGCCCGCGGUUUAUCCGCAUGUUAAAUCUCGCACGACAGAAGCUUGUACCAUCACUCAAUAUGAACUACUCUCUAAAACUCACAAACGCGUUCGUAUUUGAGAUUGACCAAAAGGGAAUCUGGGCGAUGGGUACGCAGGAAAACCUUGACACCAACACUGCUGCUGCUGUUCCUUCUAGUGAUGAUGGAAGUGGUGGUGGUGGCUCCACUGUGCGUGAGGAGUGGACGGAGUUGCGAUUGGAGUUUGGUAAAGGGCAAGAGAUACGGACAGAGCAGGAGAUGGAAUGGUGGGUGCGUGGUCUGACGAAGCUUGGCGCACCGGAGGUCUCACAAUCAAACAGCAGCGUAGAGGACGCCGGGAUGAACCCGGAGGACUACGAUUACCGUCACAUUUAG